CCACCCGCUCCCACCAUGAAGAGGGAAAUAUUAACCCUGGCUUUCGCUCGCUCCGUCUUUGUCGAGUUUCUCUGCACGCUCAUCUUCGUCUUCAUCGGCCUUGGCUCAGCCCUGAAGUGGCCAUCUGCCCUCCCCAGCAUCCUUCAGAUUGCACUGGCCUUCGGGCUGGCCAUCGGCACCCUGGUGCAGGCAUUUGGCCACAUCAGUGGUGCCCACAUCAACCCGGCUGUGACCAUUGCCUUCUUCGUCGGGAACCAGAUCUCCUUCCUCCGGACCCUCUUCUACGUGAUUGCCCAACUGGUUGGGGCCAUCGCCGGGGCUGGCAUCCUCUACGGUGUGACACCAGCCAACACCCGUGGCAACCUGGCCAUCAACGCGCUCAACAACAACAUUACUCCUGGCCAGGCCCUCGUGGUGGAGAUCAUCCUCACCUUCCAGCUGGCUGCCUGCAUCUUUGCCUCCACGGACAGCCGGAGGAAUGGCAACGUGGGCAGCCCAGCCCUGUCCAUCGGCCUCUCCGUUACCGUGGGACACUUGGUGGGGAUCUAUUUCACCGGGUGCUCCAUGAACCCAGCCCGGUCCUUUGGACCAGCAGUCAUCGUGAGGAGGUUCAGCCCAGCACACUGGGUGUUCUGGGUUGGACCCAUCCUCGGGGCUUGCUUGGCUGCUCUGCUCUACUUCUACAUCCUCGUCCCCUACUGCAUGAACAUCUCAGACAGAGUUGCCAUCGUCAAGGGCACCUAUGAGUCUGAGGAGGAGUGGGAAGAGCAGAGAGAGGAGAGGAAGAAAUCCAUGGAGUUGACCCCACCGUAG
Calypte anna (Anna's hummingbird) is the source of this 813-nucleotide messenger RNA. It is a transcript of the gene AQP5, whose product is annotated as aquaporin 5. Lineage: Eukaryota; Metazoa; Chordata; Aves; Apodiformes; Trochilidae. Gene Ontology annotation, biological process: transmembrane transport. The transcript has 4 exons. Gene Ontology annotation, molecular function: water channel activity. The record is from RefSeq and is a predicted model, not a curated record. Bases 16 to 813 code for a protein of 265 amino acids. Gene Ontology annotation, cellular component: apical plasma membrane; plasma membrane.